Messenger RNA from Prosopis cineraria, 3215 nucleotides. Its product is annotated as auxin response factor 18-like. The record is from RefSeq and is a predicted model, not a curated record. Gene Ontology annotation, cellular component: nucleus. Gene Ontology annotation, biological process: response to hormone; regulation of DNA-templated transcription. Gene Ontology annotation, molecular function: DNA binding. The coding region runs from base 784 to 2562 and encodes 592 amino acids. NCBI's taxonomy places the organism in Eukaryota, Viridiplantae, Streptophyta, Magnoliopsida, Fabales, Fabaceae. The transcript is spliced from 3 exons.
GAGUGCGUGUGCGUGUUCGUGUGUCUAUGACUUUUUAUCUGCUGCUUCUCUGUUGCAAUUUGCAAAUUAAAUGGACUUCAUCUUGUGGGUUAAUAUCUUCCAACGCGAAGAUUCAGGGACCCCAUUUUUAAUUUUUCCACUUCUUCGUGAGAAUUUUGGGCUCAAUUUUUGAAAUUACCAACAGAUAUUAUUGUGGAGUCAGUUACGGCUUUUGUUUUAUUUCUUGUUCCAUCCUCUUUACUUCUCUGUCAUGCUCUCCUGCUGUUCUUUAAUUGCUUCUCUUUUUUUAUUUUUCGAGCAGUUCCUUUAAUUCAUUCCAGUCUCCUCACCAUGUCUCCACUUCCGCCUUCGAUUCUCCACUCUCACUUCUCUUCCCUAUGAUCAUCUCCUUCUUGCUUGAAUGAGAAUCCCAACAGAUUUCAGGAUUUUGGUAGCCGCACCAAAUUCCGUUCAAGAUACCUUCAAGCCUUCGGAGUUAAGAUUCUCGAGUCUCGAGGAUUCGGAUGUGUUAAUUGAGAGCUUGCCAGUGAGCUUGUGAAUUCGGAAGGAAUUGUUUCCGUCGCUUGUCUGACAAAUUGGAAAUCAGAGCAAUCGUCAGCAUCGACUUGGGAUUAUGUUGUUCGGUGGGAAAAUCUCUCGCUAAACGAUUUGCAAUCUUCGUGUGAAAUUUCUCUGACCCUUCGUGGAUAAGUGGCGCCGAUCCUGAAUCCACCUCUGCUGUGGUCCUGCACGCUUUCCCGGUGAAACGACACUGGGAACUUCUGUACUCUAUUCUUUAAAGAGAUGAUUACAUUUCUGGAGUUGAAGGAGAAAUUGAAAGACGAGGACAAAUGCUUGGAUAGUCAACUGUGGCAUGCUUGCGCCGGUGCGAUGGUACAAAUGCCCUCGUUGAACUCCAAGGUAUUUUACUUCCCUCAGGGUCACGCCGAGCAUGCAUGCGGACCUGUGGAUUUCAAGAAGUGCCGGAGGUUUCCUCUUCCGCCCUACAUUUUAUGCACAGUCGAGUCUGUUAAAUACAUGGCUGAUCCCGAGACAGAUGAGGUAUAUGCGAAACUCGGGCUUGUUCCUUUGAAUGGCAAGGAAGCUGAUUAUGAUGAGUUUGAGGACGAUGGCGUCGGAGGCGGCAACGAUGGAUCUGAAACUCAAGAUAAACUUGCUUCGUUCGCAAAAACCUUGACGCAGUCGGAUGCCAACAAUGGGGGUGGUUUUUCGGUUCCUAGAUACUGUGCAGAGACAAUUUUUCCUCGUUUGGACUUUUCUGCGGAUCCUCCUCUUCAGUAUAUUGAGGUUAAAGAUGUUCACGGGGAAUCGUGGAAGUUCAAGCACAUUUACAGAGGCACGCCGAGGCGGCAUCUUUUGACCACAGGAUGGAGUCCAUUUGUGAAUAAGAAAAAACUCGUGGCUGGGGAUUCAAUAGUAUUUUUGAGGGGACAAAACGGGGAUCUCCACGUAGGAAUUCGACGAGCUAAAAGAGGAAAUGGUCGUCGAUUCGAGUCUUCAUCAAUGUGGAAUUCAGGGAGUGAAAACUGUUCCGUACCUUUUGAUGGAUUUUCGGCCUUCUUGAAGGGUAAUGAUAGCAAAAAACUGGCGAUCAAUAAUGGUAGUGGCAAUCGAAUGAUUGGCUCAAGGGGCAGCGUGGUGGCCAGUGGGAAAGUGAGAACCGAAGCGGUUAUUGAAGCUGCGACUCUUGCUGCUAAUGGACAGCCCUUUGAGGUGGUUUACUACCCUAGAGCAAGCACCCCCGAGUUCUGUAUAAAGGCCUCCUUAGUCAAAACAGCACUGCAAAUCAGGUGGUGUUCUGGAAUGAGGUUCAAGAUGGCUUUUGAGACAGAGGAUUCUUCACGGAUAAGUUGGUUCAUGGGAACCAUAUCUUCAGUGCAGGUUGCUGAUCCUCUACUCUGGCCUGAUUCGCCUUGGAGGCUUCUCCAGGUUACAUGGGAUGAACCAGAUUUGCUUCAAAAUGUGAAACGGGUGAGCCCCUGGUUGGUUGAAUUGGUAUCCAACAUGCCUGCAAUCCCUCCACCUUUCUCACCGCCGAGGAAGAAAAUGAGGUUGUCUCAGCAUCCAGAGAUUCCACUUGAUACCAAAAUUUUUGCUAGCAACCUCUUAGGUACCACCAACAACCUCUUCGGUUAUCAUCUACCAGAAACCACUCCUGCUGGCAUGCAGGGAGCCAGGCAUGGUUUUUACGGUCUACCUUUACCCGAUCUCCACCUCGAUAAAUUGCAGUCCCCCCUAUAUUUCACUGGUCUUCCACCUCUUGGUCAUGCUUCUAUGCAAACCAGGGUCUGUUAUAACACAGCAUUGCAAAAUCAUGGCGUGAGUGAGAAUGCCUCUCACUUGAUUUCCAAGGAAACUUCUGCCCAUUCUUUGAAGGAACAGGAUGACAAGAAGACGCCUCACCUCAUGCUUUUUGGGAAAAAAAUUCUUCCCGAGAAGCAGAUAUCCCAAGUUUUCAUUCGUAAUAGUUCAUUACAUGGAAAUGCUCAUGAAGGGGCCAAUCUUUUUGAUGAUAAGCGCAAGGAAUCUGAUCGGUCCAAGUUUGACGGGGGUCACUGUUAGUUUUUUUUUUUUUUUUGAAGAAUCAGAAUUUUUGGGUCGGACUAUGAAUCAACCUCUCGUGGCUGGGAUUUAAAGAAGAACUGCAUAGGGAGAUGACAUGUUUGGAAUUUUUUAUCUGAUGAGAUGCCGAAAUGUACUUCGCCAGAUACAAAGGGUGUAGUCAAACGCACUGAAGGUGAAUGAUGGCUGCGGAUAGGGAUUUUUUUUUAUCCCUUUUUGGUAAAAUGAUGCAAGUAGGGUAAUUGUACCAUUCAUAGGAUUUAAUUUGCAUUUGGCCUGAUAGUCUGACGUGAACGUGUUCGUGGAUUCUUGAGCCACUUCAUUAAAAAAAAGAACGGCUGGGAGGUUGACCAUUUUGAUAAACUCCGGCAGUGACAGUGGAGCUAGGGGGAAUAAGAAAAUAAACUUCUAUUUUUAUUUGUACAGCGGUCGAUCAAUGAUCAUAUCCUUUAUUCUAUUAUGAGCCUUUAUAGCUUAUAGUAGCCACUUUUGAAAGGAGACAAUCUUAUCUAAUUCAAGGAUGUUUUCCUUCGGAUUUGCGUUUUAUUCGUUCUCGGGAUUAGAGGACACCUGGACUUUAGAAUCUUGAGGUGCAAUGGCAGCUCUGUUCACGUUGUAACGUUUCUCCUUGGUUUUUAACAUGGCGUUGUUGA